AUGACUCGCCAGUUUUUGCGCUACGCAAUAGAGAAGUUCCGCCUGCGAGAUCAGACUUGCUUGAGCUACGGGCCUUGCCAGACACCCACGCUUUGGUUUUGCGUCGAGAGGCACAAGGAGAUUCAAAACUUCCAGAGGCAAGAGUUCUACAAGCCCAAGGUUUCUGUGAACUUGGACGGCUGGCCUUUGGAGUUCGAUUGGCUCCAGGACCAGACCUUUGAUGCAGGUCGCGUGAAGUCCUUACAGUCACGGGCACAGUCGGCGAAGCAAGCCGUCGUCAAGGAGCUCAGGACCACUGCCAAGACCCUGAAGAAGCCGGUUGGCCUGAACACCGUGCAGCUACUGAAAGCCGCGAGCACUGGUCUUGGAAUGUCCCCCGUGCAGUGUAUGAAGGUGGCUGAGCAUCUCUAUACCUCUGGCUACAUCUCCUAUCCCCGCACCGAGACAACCAGGUACUCGGACACAUUUGACCUUCACGCAGCCUUGCGAGAGCAAGCAGACCAUCCGGCCUGGGGAAAGACGGUGAGCCAUUUGCUGCGCCAAGGGCAGAUCCGGAAUCCGAAGACUGGCCGCGAUGUGGGGGACCACCCACCCAUUACUCCUAUGAAGGCCGCACCCCGGGACGAGUUCAGCAAAGGAUCUGAGUGGCGGCUCUACGACUUCAUCACCAGGCACUUUAUCGCCUCGCUGAUGCCGGACGUAGAGUAUGAUGAGAAGGCCCUGAUCGUGAACGUUGGCGGGGAAGACUUCGCUUACACCUUCCACGAGAUGCGGGAGAGGGGCUUCCUCUUCGCCAUGCCCUGGAAGAGCAAAGAUCUAAAUCUGAACGAGAUCGACUGGGCCAUGCCCCGGCUGGCACCGGGAAGCCCUCUCCGUGUGGAGGAGGUUUGGGUCGAGAGCGAUUUCACAAAGCCACCAGACUACUUGAAGGAGAGUGAGCUGGUGGCUCUGAUGGACAAGCAUGGCAUUGGUACGGAUGCCAGCAUCCCGCAGCACGUGGAGAACAUCUGCAACCGGAACUACGUGAUGGUCUGUGGUCCUGGAGAAGACGGCCAGCGCGGCGAGAGAAUACCAAAGGGAGGCAAGAAAGGCAAGGGGAAGGGCAAAGGCAAAGGCAAAGACGGAAAGGCUCAAGGCGGCGAGAAGCCGCAAUCGCGGCACAUGGUUCCGACAUCACUGGGACUCAGCUUCUGCGCAGCUUUCGAGGAGCUGGAUGCAGAGCUGUGCCGGCCGCCCAUUCGAGCCUACAUGGAAAAGCAAUGCCUACAGGUGGCGGAAGGAAUCCUGGACAAGGAAGACGUUGUCAACGAGAACAUCAAGCUCUUCGAGACGAAGUUCCACAGCUUCAGGGGAUGUUUGAGCCAGCUGGAGAAGUUUUUCGUUUCGAAGGAACAGAUUGGCAACAGCAUGGGAUACCGGGGAGGCGGCGAUUGGGGUGGUGGCGGUAGCGGAUCGGGCUGGAACAACGGCUGGGAUGGUGGUGGCUACGGGAGCAAAGGCGGAAGAGGCGCUGGCAAGAACGGCCGUGGAGGUGGAUGGCACUGA
Molecule: messenger RNA, 1545 nt
Organism: Symbiodinium necroappetens
Lineage: Eukaryota; Dinophyceae; Suessiales; Symbiodiniaceae
Source: the annotation of a GenBank genome assembly